Molecule: messenger RNA, 1616 nt
Organism: Populus euphratica (Euphrates poplar)
Lineage: Eukaryota; Viridiplantae; Streptophyta; Magnoliopsida; Malpighiales; Salicaceae
Exons: 7
Coding region: 428-1228 (266 amino acids)
Biological process (GO): protein ubiquitination
Cellular component (GO): membrane
Molecular function (GO): ubiquitin-protein transferase activity; zinc ion binding
Source: RefSeq, a predicted model, not a curated record
GAUCUUUUGUCUUUCCCUUGUCCCUUUUUGGGUUUUCUCCGUUUCUUGUUUGUGGUUUUUUUUUUUUUUUUAAUGCUUAUAGUUGUGUUCUCCUCAUCUGGGUCCUUUCCAUUUCUUGUGAUUGUUGGUCUCUUUGUGUGAUGCCACUUGUUUGGCAGUUUUGUUACAGCCUUUUUCCACAAAGUUGUAUCUCUUUUUUCUGAAUUUUUCCCUUUUUCCGCCUUAUAUUUAUGUCGUCUUCUCUUUUUCUGUAACAUUUUUUUGGUUGUUUUUGUUAAAGUACUUAACCUUCAAAAUUUCCUUGUUUUAUUCCAUCCACAGUGAUUAUUUAUUCUCAAGGGGGCUCACAACAGCUUGGUUCUGGACUCGAAUUUCUUGAACAUUAGUAGAGAUUCAUCAAGUGGUAGUUGUUUUGGAAAAUUGAGAGAUGGGGGAUCAUUUUGUGUUGCUUGUGAAUCGGCUGUUAACUGAAUCCACAUUAGAAGCUGCAAUUGAGAGCAGAAACCUGUCGAUGCAAGCCACAGCAUCAACAGUUGAUGACACUAAAAUUGAUAAAUCUUUCCAGAAAGUGGAUUUUGGUGAUAUAUCGACUCCAAGGAAAUUGGUGGAGUGCAGGAUAUGCCAGGAUGAGGAUGAUGAUUCCAAUAUGGAGACACCAUGUUCUUGUUGUGGCAGCUUGAAGUAUGUCCAUCGCAGGUGCGUACAGAGGUGGUGUAAUGAGAAGGGUAACACUACAUGUGAGAUAUGCCUCCAGGAGUUCAAGCCUGGUUAUACAGCACCACCUCCUCUGUUCCAAAUUGGGUUUCCAGUGAACUUCAGGGGAAAUUGGGAGACUUCCAGAAGGGAGUAUGGUCCUCACUUCAUAGCAGUGGUCUCAACUGAACGUAACUUUUUGAACAAUGACUAUGAUGAGUAUUCAGCUUCAACUACAAGAAAUGCAAUCUACUGUCGGUUAACUGCUGUAGUUUUCAUGGUUCUUUUAAUUCUAAGGCACUCCCUUCCUCUUGUUCUUAAUGGAACCAACAAUAUCUCAUUCCCGGUGUUUAUGUUGUUAUUUCUACGAACAGCUGGGAUUAUCCUUUCAAUCUAUGUAAUGUUAAAAGCAGUGACUGCUCUCCAGCGUUGCUGCCACCAUCAGGAGCCUCCAAAUUCAUCAUUUCAUUCAUAUGAUGAAGAUGCUGAGCAUCCAACCCUGCAGCCUCGACCACAUAUAAUAAAUGUUCAUUAGAAUCUGCCAGAUCUUCAAGUUGCUAUUUUGUUUCAAGGUAGAUGGAGAUAAUUUCAUUCUCAAAUGUGAAAAAAAGAUAGAAAAAUCAAAUUCCCAAGGUGGCUUCCUCACGGGGCAAAGUUUAAUGGGUUCUGAUUUCUGAAAGAGCACGGUAUCUUGUUUGUUGACAGUGACAAACAAACGACGGUUCCUGGAAGACAAUAGUGAUUUAGAUUCCUAGAUUUGCAUUUUCUUUACUUCUCCACCAUCUAAAUGCUUUGUACAGUAAAAAAAGGUUCCAAUCUAUAUACAAACAUUUAUACGAAGAACACAAACUGACCUAUCGAGUGCAAGUCUCUAUCUUUCCAUCCCUAGCUGCUAGAAAUUGAAAUCUAAUCUUUUGCAGCAA